AUGAAUAAUUUCCAUCCAAACACUUCUCUUCACCUGAGUCAUCAUCAUCAUCAUCACUUACCUACUGCAGAUGAGAAUUCAAUCAACCUUGACCUUCUUCUUGAGCCUUCUUCUUCUUCAACUUCUUCAUCUUCACCUCUUAAGGCAAGGGUAUUCUCAUGCAACUACUGCCAAAGAAAGUUCUACAGCUCUCAGGCCUUGGGAGGACACCAGAACGCUCACAAGCUCGAAAGGACGCUGGCCAAGAAGACCAGGGAGAUCACUUCAUCCAUGCAAGAUCACAGAUCAAACUUCAUCAAUUCUACUACUACUUCUUCACAUCAUGCUUUUGGUGUUCUUGAGAACCAUGUCCAUGGUGCUGGAGGAAGAAGAGAUAACAAUAGCUUCAGCUACGGCGGUUCAAAACAAUUAGGUGUGGCUGCUUCUUGGUCCCGUGGUUACACUACUACUACUACUUCUGAAAAUGUUCAUCAGGAAGAUAUUAGCCAACUUGACUUGUCAUUAAGGCUUUGA
Messenger RNA from Arachis stenosperma, 513 nucleotides. Its product is annotated as zinc finger protein 2. The record is from RefSeq and is a predicted model, not a curated record. Bases 1 to 513 code for a protein of 170 amino acids. NCBI's taxonomy places the organism in Eukaryota, Viridiplantae, Streptophyta, Magnoliopsida, Fabales, Fabaceae. Gene Ontology annotation, biological process: negative regulation of abscisic acid-activated signaling pathway. The transcript has 2 exons.